AUGUCAAGCUUGCAUCCGCACAUGAUGCAUUCAUCAGCUCUUGCCAUGCCCUCGCAAAGGGAGCUGGAUCAGCUUCAUGUGCGAUUGGCACAGGAAGAGCAAUCCCUGCGCGACUUGAAGCAGCACGCCCCCACGGCCCCACCGCGAGUGGAGCAGUGGCGGUAUUUGCCUCAGGACGGUACCCCCAUGCAAAUUCUGGUUUCUCCCAGCGUUGAUGGGCCAAAGUCGCAGCAUGUUCUGCAUCCUGGCGACAUCUUCACAGUUGUGGAUACCGUAACCCACACUGGCAUGACCUUUCUCAGACUCCAAGAUGGUCGGGGCUGGGCAUUGCAAUCCAAGCCUGCGGGCAGCUGGCUGUCAUUCUUUGGCGGAGAGCCGACGACGCUUUGCAUUCCUUUUUCCGGGUCUCAAGAACCAGAUCCACGAGCGGGACAAUUCAGCAGACCGUCGACGUUGAGUUCAGCACUGCCACCAGACCGUCCGACAGCACCUCAGACGCAACUCCGCAUAGAUGCAGCGGUUCCACAAAGUGGCCUUUCAAGCCGCAGAUCUGAUGUCGUUGGCUUGCUGGGAAACACUGCCCCGGGCCUGGGCGAGUCACAGUCUAAACCUACCGACAGUGCCAGCAAAGCGCCGCAGCUGCACGUUCGCGUACUUUCUGCAAAGGGUUUGCGGAACAUGGACAUCGGUAGCUUUUUCGGCAACAAGUCCGAUCCGUAUGUUGUGGUUCGUUGCGGAAAAGAGCAUCGUCAAACCCCAGUCAUCGACAACAAUCUUGACCCGGUAUGGACAGACGGUCGAGACUUCACUUUCGACUUCAAUGCUGCACCAAACCUUCUGGAAUUGGAAGUGUUCAACUCCAACAUGUUCGUUGACGACACGCUGGGCAAAACAUCGCUCUUGCUGAAUAGCAUUCCAAUGGGCAGGUGGGUCAGGAAACAGGACCAGUUACGAGGGUCUUCUGCAGUUGCGCCGGCAGAGGGGGAGCUCGAGUACGAAGUCCUCAUCGAAGGAGAUAGUGAGGGCCGAGGUGCUGGGGCUAUUCUUGCGGGUGCGGCGCACCGUGCCGGUGAGCAGGACAUACAACCUGGCAUUUACAAGGUGAUGGCUGGGACAGCAGUGUACAGGACUUCCACCGGUUGCAGUGAUCGCGACGCCGUUGGCCACCUGGCAGCUGGCCAGCAGGUUUCCGUGCAACAGGUGCUGAACUGCCCAUCUGAGCAGAGAGUUCGUGGGCGCAUCGAUGACCCACAUGGAUGGAUCCCGCUGCUUGACACUAGCGACGGAUUUCGAUGGGUGCUUCCGGUUGUGACGAAGACUUUCGUGGUUGACAACACUUGGCUACAAGCUUCCUGUGGUGGACUUGGCUACCGCUUCAGCAGAGAUCUGAAUGACAAGGAUGUUCGACCCGGGGAGCUGGGGGGAGCGCCAUGGAACUCUGUGGUGCAUGGCGAAGACCAAGGUGACGGCUGGCUCAAGGUGGCUGAUGGACGAUAUUUACCGAUGCGUGUCAAUGGCUAUCCAGUGCUGAAGGCAUCGGAUAGCCUGGACUCCAAAAGCAUCGAUGAAACUGCGGCGGCUGAAGAGGAACUUGACAGGCUCUGCGUCUGGGAAGCACCUGCCAAAGAGCAAGAUGCCAAUGACCCUCCUAGAGCUGGAUCCUUCGACUACACUGCACUUCUGCGUGGCCACCAAGCGGUAAAACGCCGACAAACACGUCGCCGAAUAGGCUUGCAGACAGACGGAAAUCGCUUCGCUGCCCACGGUUCUCUGCUCUUGAGGAAGCUGCGGCUUACGAACAAGACCAGCGGUGAAGACGACAGCUCCAAAGUCGUAUCUGGUCGAGACCAGUGGAGUGAGUUCAAGAAGGACCAGAUCGAGGAACAGCGUCUCAAUGUUGUCCUCGAGGAGUCUGAAACAGAACCAUCAGCACCCCAUCAAGAUAACUAUGGGUUUGGGUGCGGUCCUGUGGAUGCCUCCAGAGCGACAGGCGGUGAGGCCCCAGUUGAUUUGCAAGUAAAGUAUGAUGAGCUGGUGCAGUACACUCUCAUGCUAGAAAAGCAGAAGAAAAAGCUAGAGGCCGAGAUAGAAGAUCUGAAGUCCUCAAAGAGUUUAUCCUCCGGUGAGAGUGGUGGGUACAAUGCGUUCCACAUCGUUCUGGUGGCGCUGAUUGCUUUCAUGCUGUCCUACGCUGUGAAAUUCCUGGGAUGA
This is a messenger RNA of Symbiodinium sp. CCMP2592, 2211 nucleotides long. The record is from the annotation of a GenBank genome assembly. NCBI's taxonomy places the organism in Eukaryota, Dinophyceae, Suessiales, Symbiodiniaceae.